Jatropha curcas is the source of this 1559-nucleotide messenger RNA. Lineage: Eukaryota; Viridiplantae; Streptophyta; Magnoliopsida; Malpighiales; Euphorbiaceae. The record is from RefSeq and is a predicted model, not a curated record.
AAAGACCUAUUGUCCUGCCUCUUUCUCUCUCCAACCUCUUGCAGUCCCAGUACCCAAUACCCCUUCCUCUCUCGUAUUCUUCUUCUACUCCAAACCUAAUUAAUCCAUUAAUACCCAUCACCAAACAACAACAAUAUCUGAGUUACUAUCCCACGACAAGACGACCACAAAGUUGAUUAUUUCUACAGCGGCAUUUCUCAUCGUUAAAGGAUCGCUAAAGACUGAAAGACCGAACGAUUAAAGCAAACCACGGCCCAAACCGCAAAGCCGAACCGAAGUGUCCCGGUUCGGUUUGACCGAGAAGGAAAGAGUGUCCUUAUACCUUCUACGCCACCGCUUCACAAAUUGGGGAGAGAGGUUUUGGCUAGGGUUUUUGAGUUAAAAAAAGAAAGUAGUUGGUGCUUAACCGAUUAUUAGAUAUUUCUAUUAACCUUCUCAUCUUCACAGGCAACGAGGCAGCCGCACUAGUUCAUUAGCCUCUUCCUCGGUUACGAUUCUGCAGAUUUCUGAAUCAAAACAUUUCCAAGCUGGACAUAUUUUUCUAUUGUAUCAGAGUCUUACAUCUGUACUUUCCAGUCCAGACAAUGGGGAAAGCGAAAAAAGGCCCUAAAUUUGCAGUGAUGAAGAAGAUAGUCACCUCAAAAGCAAUUAAAAAAUACAAAGAAGAUGUUUUGAAUCCAAAGAAAAAAGAUCUCUCUAAAGACAAGCUCCCUCGGAAUGUGCCACAAGUUUCUUCUGCUCUUUACUUCCAAUAUAACACAGCAUUGGGGCCACCAUACAGGGUUUUGGUGGAUACCAACUUUAUUAAUUUUUCCAUCCAGAAUAAAUUGGAUUUAGAGAAGGCAAUGAUAGACUGUUUGUAUGCGAAAUGUACACCUUGUAUCACUGAUUGUGUGAUGGCUGAGCUUGAGAAGUUAGGUCAGAAAUACCGCGUAGCUUUGAGGAUUGCUAAGGAUCCACGUUAUGAGAGACUAACUUGUAUUCACAAAGGAACUUAUGCUGAUGACUGCAUUGUUGAUAGGGUUACUCAUCAUAAGUGUUACAUUGUUGCUACAUGUGAUCGAGACUUGAAGCGAAGGAUACGCAAGAUCCCUGGUGUGCCAAUUAUGUAUAUUACUCAACACAAAUAUUCAAUUGAACGGCUGCCCGAAGCAACAAUGGGUGGAGCUCCAAGAAUUUGAGACAUAUGCAAGAAUGGGAUAUUACGUGGUUGGAUCACAAUCUUGUCCGUUCUUUAUACGUUAUUAGAAGGAAGUUCCUUUCCCCCAAAAAUAUCAUGCUUUCUUUUUUAAUAUUUCUGUCCGGUGAUAGGCAAGGUCCUACUGAAUGUUUAGCUGAGUGCCUGUCGUGAGUAAGGCUGUUCCCUUCCAUCAAAAGACGGCAUACAAAUUUUGUGCUAGCUCUGUAAUUAUUCAAGUCGCCAGUUGAAAUCAUGUUACUUGUAAUGAAUUUGAUGGUAGUCAAGAUUUAAUACACAAUUAGCAGCAAUAUGGCUAUCAGUUUGAUCAAAGUCAGGAUAUUGAUGAAAUGGUGAAAUGAUAAAAUUUUUUUAGGGGUUA